Molecule: messenger RNA, 1402 nt
Organism: Pyrenophora tritici-repentis Pt-1C-BFP
Lineage: Eukaryota; Fungi; Ascomycota; Dothideomycetes; Pleosporales; Pleosporaceae
Product: Seipin domain containing protein
Biological process (GO): lipid storage; lipid droplet organization
Cellular component (GO): endoplasmic reticulum membrane
Source: RefSeq, a predicted model, not a curated record
GGGCGGCACCCGCACUAACGACAUGGAGCAUGUCAAAGAAGACUUUCGCGAGGAUAGGUCGAUCCUUCAGCUCGCUACAGACGUCCUAUUGCUUCCCAUCCGCAUCGCCACGUCUCCAGCACUGCUGAAGACAUACCUCAGCACAGCACUACUCUUCAUCACAUCCACCAUACUCUUUGGCGUCGCAGUCGUUGCAUACUCGUCUUUCUACUACACGUAUAUACCUGUUCGCGGCAUAACGGUGCCGGUAUAUCUCCAGUACGACCACAGUUCGCCAUUCGUUUUCAACAGCGCUCAGCCAGAUGGCCUACCAACGGGCAAGCUUGCGAAGUGGCCGUACGGGCUCGCGAAUAUACCAGGCUUGGUGCAUCGACAAAAGUACGAUGUCGUGGUAGAGAUGGAUGUUCCACGUAGUGAUACAAACCUCAAGGCUGGCAACUGGAUGGUUGGGCUAGAGUUCCGGGGACCAACAACCAUCGGUCAGGGUGUGAAGCACCUGCUGGGCUGGGAUGAGGACUGGAAUAUUGAAGACCACAGUCAGGGGGGCGUUCCAGGAGCUACGGCAGAGAGAGUGGUUACAGAGGGUGCCACGAGUAACACACCGACGAUACUUGCUAGAAGCAAAAGACCGGUCCUGCUCACCUACCGCAGUCGCAUGCUCGAGAUGAUGUACCGCUUUCUACGCCUGCCACUAUACCUUGUCGGAUGGCAUACUGAGUCGGAACAUAUUGCGAUCAGCAUGAUGGAAUCUGUCAUGUUCGAGCCUGGCUAUCGCAACAUUCCGUCCUCUCUUAGGUUAGAGGUGCGGUCAAGGCUUCCGCUUGAGGUGUAUCGGGUCAGCGUACGCAUCAGCGCACGACUAGAAGGCCUUCGAUGGCUGAUGUACCGACAUUGGAUCACAAGCGCAGUAGUUGGUAUCGGUUCAUUCUGGGGCAUGGAAAUGUGCACUUUGCUAUUAAUAUGGGGUGCCUUUACCUUCGUUUUCAGUAGGGCUACUUCGCCGGCUGCAAACGAGGAUAAGAAGAUCAAGAAGGAAGAUGACGAGGCCGCACCCAAACCCGAGGCUGCUGAUGGCGCUGGGGUAGAACCAGAAACACCACACAGUGACACAAGCCGCACGUUUCCCACACUGCCGUCUCAACAGCCACUCUCCCACAGCUCAUCAACGGUCAAAGAAGAACGCGACACGACGCCCGGUCUGGAGCAUAUACCCACGCGAGAAGAAACAGAGGCAGAUGACGAAGAUGAUGAUUUUGUUCUAGAAGAACCGGUACCGCGAGGUUUAGAGCGGGAGGGUGUCUUCACUGACUCUGGCAUAGGCACGAGCCUCGAGAGUCACGUGGAGAAGGGUCUAUCGAAGAGAAGGAACGCCGGUAGUAGUCGCCGUGGACCAGGAGGCUAG